Molecule: messenger RNA, 819 nt
Organism: Erigeron canadensis
Lineage: Eukaryota; Viridiplantae; Streptophyta; Magnoliopsida; Asterales; Asteraceae
Product: ATP-dependent DNA helicase PIF2-like
Exons: 1
Coding region: 1-819 (272 amino acids)
Biological process (GO): DNA repair; telomere maintenance
Molecular function (GO): DNA helicase activity
Source: RefSeq, a predicted model, not a curated record
AUGGUUCUUAAUGAUGUUUCCAUAUUUCUUCGAUCUAUGGGUAAGAGGCUGCAAGAUAUUGAUCUUCCUCAUACAAGCACAGAUCAUCUCGAUACUAGAAGUUGUCGUGAGCUACAAGAAGAAACAUCUAUAGUUGUUCAAGAUGAUCAUCUCCGUGCCAUAGAUUCUCUAAACCCUGAUCAGAAAUUUGCGUAUGACUCAAUCAUGAGGCACAUUGAUGGUAAUUGUCCUAGAGUGUUUUUCAUAGACGGUCCUGGCGGUACGGGGAAAACAUUUUUGUAUAAUGCUUUGUUUGCCGAGGUUCGUUCCCGUGGUCAUAUUUCCCUUGCCACAGCUUCAUCCGGUACAACUGCUAAUAACAUGCUUGCAGGGCGAACAACUCACUCGAGAUUCAAGAUUCCUCUCUUCCUCAAUAAUAACUCCCUUUGCAACAUUAGUAAACAAAGUGGCACUGCUCAGCUGCUUCGUAGGGCAAAACUAAUCAUAUGGGAUGAAGCCUCGAUGGCUAAACGCCAAGCGGUGGAGGCAUUUGAUCGAACAAUGCAGGACAUAAUAGGAGUAAGACAACCAUUUGGAAGAAAAAUAAUGGUUUUAGGAGGUGAUUUUAGACAAGUGUUGCAUGUUGUGAAAAAAGGAACUCGCGCACAGAUUGUAGACUCGAGCCUGCGGAUGUUGCCUCUUUGGCCUGGGAUCAAAAAAAUGUGUUUAACUAUAAAUAUGAGAGCACGAACUGAUCCAUGGUUUUUAGAUUACCUAUUAAGAAUUGGUGAUGGAGAAGAAGAGGUGAUCGAUGGAAUCUUUAUUCGAAUACUGAUAUGA